This is a messenger RNA of Pristis pectinata (smalltooth sawfish), 498 nucleotides long. RefSeq names its product oxysterol-binding protein 1-like. NCBI's taxonomy places the organism in Eukaryota, Metazoa, Chordata, Chondrichthyes, Rhinopristiformes, Pristidae. The record is from RefSeq and is a predicted model, not a curated record. Gene Ontology annotation, cellular component: recycling endosome; trans-Golgi network; early endosome. The transcript has 3 exons. The coding region runs from base 118 to 498 and encodes 126 amino acids. Gene Ontology annotation, biological process: endosome organization; retrograde transport, endosome to Golgi; receptor recycling.
UGGGCGGCGGCGGUGGGCGGGGCAGCGGCCUAGCGGAGCCGGGGCAGCGGGUAGCGGGGCAUCGCCGGCCGCCCGCCUCCCUCCCUCCGCCCGGCCAGGCCUGGCCCCACCGCCGCGAUGACGGAGCUCAAGUCGCCGUCCGACACCUACAAGGGCUGGCUCUUCAAAUGGACCAACUACAUCAAGGGCUACCAGCGCCGCUGGUUCGUGCUGAGCAACGGGCUGCUCAGCUACUACAGGACCCAGGCAGAGAUGGGACACACGUGCCGGGGGACCAUUAACCUGGCCACGGCGAACAUCACGGUGGAGGACUCCUGUAACUUCAUGAUCUCCAACGGGGGCGCCCAGACCUACCACCUGAAGGCCAGCUCGGAGGUGGAGAGGCAACGCUGGAUCACCGCGCUGGAGCUGGCCAAGGCCAAGGCUGUCAAGAUGCAGGCUGAGUCCGGGGUCGGGGUGUCCCAGGUGUUAGGAUAUGUCCCAGGGUUCAGGGAAUAA